Anthonomus grandis grandis is the source of this 956-nucleotide messenger RNA. RefSeq lists its product as uncharacterized. Gene Ontology annotation, cellular component: extracellular region. Gene Ontology annotation, biological process: defense response. The transcript has 4 exons. Bases 152 to 907 code for a protein of 251 amino acids. Lineage: Eukaryota; Metazoa; Arthropoda; Insecta; Coleoptera; Curculionidae. The record is from RefSeq and is a predicted model, not a curated record.
UUUAUAAAUAAACAGAAGCGGACCAUCAUCUGUGAUAGACGUUGUUGUUAUUUGGUUUUAAAGUCGCAUUCAGGAAAAGUGAUAUAAAUACAGUGUGUGAUCUUAUUUAAUUCGUAAGUGAUAUAAAUUAAAAAGUAAACAAUAUUUAGCAAUGGUAUCAUCAGUGGCAUUAAGCCUUAUGCUAGCAGCAUUAACCGCAACUAAAAACGUCACAUUCGAAAUUUUAAAUAAAGAACCAGGGCCGAUUUGGAUAGGCAUCCAGGGUGAUCCCGGACAUCCACAUCUACAUAAUGGCGGUGUAACAUUGGAGCAAGGCAAAUCGAUUUUCAUAACAGCUCCUGGAAACUGGACUGGGAGGAUAUGGCCGAGAACGUGGUGCGAUCCGGGCACUAAAAGGUGCAGGACAGGCAGAUGCGGGAAGGAUGCUAUAGAGUGCGAUGGCAACAUGGGCGAACCACCCUUUACGUUGCUGGAGUUUGAUCUGAAGGGCUGGAAGGGUCUUGAUUAUUACUAUAUCACUUUGGAGCAGGGCUAUAAUUUGAGAGCAUCAAUAGAGCCAAUAGGUGGCGAAAAGACACCAGGUGAUCCAGACAGCUGCGCUAAAGUAAGCUGUGCGACAAACAUAAAUCAGCACUGUGCAAACGAACUGAAGGUGGAGCACAGCUUGCAAGUUAUAGCGUGUAAAUCUGCUUGUCUUAGACAUCCGACGGAUGAUCUCUAUUGUUGCAGAGGGGCUCAUGAUAGACCAGAAACGUGCAGAAACAAGGAUUGGCACACGGACUUCGCAUCGAUUGUCUUCAAAAAGCAUUGUCCCAAUGCUUACAGCUACAAGUUCGAUAACGCGAAACGAACUUUUACAUGUAAAGCCUCCCAUUACAGGAUAGAAUUUGGAGAUAUUAAUAAUUAAUGUAACUUUGUAAAUUAAUAUUAAUAUGUAAAUAUACUAUUUGAAAAUA